ACAUGGCUGAGGCUGUCACUUACGCCGACCUGAGAUUCGCUGAGAUUCUGCAGAGGGAGAGAAAACCGCCCGAGACCUCACCAGAAGAAGACAGGGAUAAUUUAGAGGCUACCUAUGAGAAUGUUGUUAAACCGCAAAGAAAACAAGAAGACCCUGAAGUGCCCCCUAGUGGAAGAGGUCAUCUGCUCCUGGCAGGGUUCAGACACUGGGCUCCACACUCAGCUCUUCUGCUCUUGCUGCUUUGUCUUCUACUUUCUGCAAUCACCAUUGAAAGGACAAUGAAAUACCUCCAUGUGGCCAGUGACCUCCAGGCUCUUGCUGCAACUCACCAAGCAAUGAACGAAAGUCUACUAAUGAAUCUGCAGAGCAAGGAGCACAUUCUGACCACCCUGCAGAAGGAUCUGAAAAAUACUGAGGAAAGGGUAAAGGAACUAACCCAAGGAACACAGGACCUCACCUCUGCAUUGGAAAGAACUAAAGACCAGCUUCAGACCGAAAAAAACAUGAAAAAUGAAGCUCAGACUAAGCUAGAAAGAGCGGAGAAGACGCUGAGAGAAGCACAGGCAAACCUAAGUCAGCGGGAAAAAGAUAUUUGCCCAGAAAAUUGGAUUCUGCUGGGUAGAAAAUGUCUACUCAUCACAGAUGAAAAAAGAAGUUGGACGGAAUGUGAUGAGUUUUGUAAAAGUAGAGACUCUAACCUUAUUGUUGUCCAGUGGGAUGAUCUGACACUUAAGGUCUUUUUGUCUAAUAAAACUGAAGAUUCCUGGGUCGGGAAGGAAUUUACAUAUAAAGAGAACAAGCAAAGCUGGGAAUGGCCAAAGCAGUACUGGAAAACAUCAAUGUAUUGUUGGAGAUUCAGAACUGGAGACUUGGCUCCUGAGGAAUGUACAACACGGAAAUUGUGCGUCUGCGAAAAGAAUCUUGUCCUAAUGACAAUAAAGAAAGUAUCCCCCAAUAUGUACAAUGAAAAUCCGCAGUUCACUCUGUGGGACACAGACUAUCAGUGCUGGAGAAGAUGGUGACGGCCCGAGAUAUUCAUGUGGAUGAAGCAGCCCUGGGGCCGCCGUCAGCUGUAGACGAUAGCGCUUCAGUCCUUAAAGGGAUCUUCCCAUAAUGUGCCAUAGGCCCCUUUCACACAUGCACGUUUUCCGUGCAGGUGCAAUGCGUGAUGCGAACACAUUGCGCCCGCACGGAAUCCGGAACCAUUAAUU
Bufo gargarizans (Asiatic toad) is the source of this 1211-nucleotide messenger RNA. Its product is annotated as C-type lectin domain family 10 member A-like. The transcript is spliced from 7 exons. The coding region runs from base 3 to 1022 and encodes 339 amino acids. NCBI's taxonomy places the organism in Eukaryota, Metazoa, Chordata, Amphibia, Anura, Bufonidae. Gene Ontology annotation, cellular component: plasma membrane. The record is from RefSeq and is a predicted model, not a curated record. Gene Ontology annotation, molecular function: transmembrane signaling receptor activity.